Oikopleura dioica is the source of this 624-nucleotide messenger RNA. The record is from the annotation of a GenBank genome assembly. NCBI's taxonomy places the organism in Eukaryota, Metazoa, Chordata, Appendicularia, Copelata, Oikopleuridae.
AUGGGAAAUACUAUCGUUUUCGUCUCCAAUUCGACGAACCCAGAGGAACUCCUAGAUAUAUAUUAUGACACGACAGAGAUUAUAUUUCUAUAUCUAUCGUCGCUUUUGCUAAUUUUGAUCAUCGGUCUCAAUGUGCUCGUUGGCAUUUCAGUGUCUAUUAUGCGGAGACGAAGAGAUGUCCAAAACAUGUGUUUUGCUUUUACCCAAAAUCUUUGCUUGGCCGAUACGAUGGUUGGUUUUAGCAUUAUUUCUGUUGCAGUUCUUAGUCCUCCGAUGAAAGUGAGUGAUGAAAAUCUCGGCUUACAGUUUCGAUGCGCUGCGAGAGUCUUCGUUGUUGGCACUUGUUGUCAGACUUCAAUCUGCGCGCUUGGUACGAUCGCGGCUGAUCGUUACUCCACGAUCAGACGUCCUUUUGAUAGAGAUCAGAAUUUUCUCCUGACAUCGAAAGGUGCUUGGAUGCUCAACACGAUGAUUUGGACUGUUUCAUUCGUGACAAAUCUACUGCCUAUCGCUGGCUGGAGUCUGGACCCAGAUAUUGAUGAUUUGUGCUACGAUAGUUUUCGGGAAAAAGCAACCUGCCGAGUUUCAUGUCUCAAUUUCAUUCCCCGCGGUUUCGCCACGUGA